UCGUCCCCCUCACUCCGUUUUCCAGCGGUACAAGCACUCCGCCGGCUACGCGCCCGCCUCAGGCAACGCCAACGACCCCGUCGAGACCCUGCACGCGAAAUCCAACAGGCGCGCGAACGGAUCCUCGCCGGUCCGUCAAAGCCGACACUCGAGCAGCGUCUCGCUGCCAUCCCACCGGCGACACAUACGCCGAUCGCCCCGAAGCCGAUACUCAUCGACUUCGACAAGCACACUCCCGCAGACCUCGUCCGCAUCUUCACACCGAAGUUCGACGGCACGCUCAAACGCCUCGACGUCUUUGAGACUCUCGAGCUCGACGACCUCAACUCCGAUCGAGUCCGCAAUCUCCGCCGACUCAUCGAGCAGCUCACGCGCAUCAAGCGCUGCCUAGCGGACGUCUGUAACGUCAUCAAAUACGAGGAGUGGCGCAAGUGGGAAUUAGGGUGCAAGGAAAUAGGGGAUAUCUCGUUCAAAGGGCUACGCAAGAACAAAGCCCGGAUUGUACAAGCGCUUAGCGCAGUUUACGUGAACGGAUAUUUUGACGCAGUUAGGUUUUACGAGAACAAGUAG
This is a messenger RNA of Phanerochaete carnosa HHB-10118-sp, 570 nucleotides long. RefSeq lists its product as uncharacterized. NCBI's taxonomy places the organism in Eukaryota, Fungi, Basidiomycota, Agaricomycetes, Polyporales, Phanerochaetaceae. The annotation marks the transcript as partial. The transcript is spliced from 2 exons. The record is from RefSeq and is a predicted model, not a curated record.